UCACCGUUCGUUUUACACCGUACGUAUUGGUUAUAUUAUCCCAAAAUCAUCGACCGACAUUCAUAAAUCCAGUCAUUUUAAUUUUCUCUUUACCUAGCUCAACGUGCAAUCUCUAAAAAUGAAAGAUCCAAGUAUUACAUUGCUUCAAUCUCUAAAAAUGAGAUAUCCAAGUAUUAUGUUGGUUCUUUUUCCAUUCUUCUUCGUCUUCAUAUGGGAAUCAAACUCACCAGUAGUAUCAUCCGAGACUUUCACACAAUGCCUAACCUCAAACUCCGACCAGAAACAUCCCAUCUCCCCCGCCGUGUUUUUCGCCGGAAACGGCUCAUACUCCUCCGUACUAGAGUCCAACAUACGUAACCUCCGAUUCAACACCUCCAACACUCCAAAACCCUUCCUCAUCAUCGCCGCGACACACGAGUCCCACGUCCAAGCCGCGGUGACUUGCGGCAAACACCACAAUCUUCAGAUGAAAAUAAGAAGCGGUGGCCACGACUACGAUGGCUUGUCAUAUGUUACACACUCUGGCAAACCAUUCUUUGUCCUCGACAUGUUUAAUCUUCGGUCGGUUGAAGUCGACGUGGCGAGUAAGACUGCGUGGGUCCAAACCGGUGCCACCCUCGGAGAAGUUUAUUACCACAUAUGGGAGAAGAGCAAAACCCUUGCUUAUCCCGCCGGAGUUUGUCCGACAGUUGGUGUCGGUGGCCAUAUUAGCGGCGGAGGUUAUGGUAACAUGAUGAGAAAAUACGGUCUCACCAUAGAUAAUACACUCGAUGCAAGAAUGGUCGACGUCAAUGGAAAUAUUUUGGAUAGAAAAUUAAUGGGAGAAGAUCUCUUCUGGGCAAUAAACGGAGGAGGAGGAAGUAGCUACGGCGUCGUUUUAGCUUACAAAUUAAACCUCGUCGAAGUCCCUCAAACCGUUAACGUUUUCAAUAUCUCCCGGACACAAGAGCAAGAUGCGACGGAGAUUGUUUACCGGUGGCAACAAGUCGCACCGGAGCUUCCUGACGAACUCUUCAUAAGAUUAUUCAUCGACGUAGUAAACGGCACCGUUUCAUCUCAAAAGACCGUUAGGGCAACAUUCAUAGGUAUGUUUCUUGGUGACACAACAACUCUUCUGUCGAUAUUAAACCGGAGAUUCCCUGAACUGGGUCUGGUCCGGUCUGAUUGUAUCGAAACGAGCUGGGUCCAAUCUGUGUUUUUCUGGACAAAUAUCCAAGUUGGUUCAUCGGAGAAAGUUCUACUCGAUAGGAAUCAAACCACGAACUAUCUCAAGAGAAAAUCAGAUUACGUACGCGAACCGAUUUCAAGAACCGGUUUAGAAUCGAUUUGGAAGAAAAUGAUCCAGCUUGAAAUUCCAACAAUGGCUUUCAAUCCAUACGGCGGUGCAAUGGGGAGGAUUCCAUCUACGGCGACUCCGUUCCCAUACAGAGCCGGAAAUCUCUGGAAGAUUCAGUAUGCUGCGAAUUGGAAAGAAAAUAGGUUAACCGACCGGUAUAUUGAACUGACGAGGGAGUUGUACCAAUUCAUGACACCUUUUGUUUCCAAGAAUCCGAGACAGUCGUUUUAUAAUUAUCGUGAUGUUGAUUUGGGGACUAAUACACACAAUGGGAAAAUACGUAGCUAUGUUGAAGGUAACCGUUACGAAGCUUGGAGGAACAAGUACUUUAUUAUGAGGAGAAUAAAAAGGAGAAGAGAUCUAGAAGAUGAGUGUAUGGAUUUGAAAGAGAAAAAUUUGAGAGAAACUUAGAGAGAUAAGAAGACUUCUCACUAUACAUUUUUCGCUUCUACAUAACUCAUAUUUAUAGAAGGAGGAGACAAAUACAAGCAUAAAGAGGUUGGUGACAAGUGGUGAGUCAAGUAAACAAGUGUCACAUGCAUUGAAUGAGGAGGGACAUUGUUGUGAUGGAUUGUAUGAAAGAGAAACACUUGUGGUGAUGUAUACUCACACAAUUUUAUAACACUCCCCCUUGAGUAUUGUAAUGACCGACCUUUUUUUGUUUUUUAAUAAUAAAUAAUAAAUAUA
Molecule: messenger RNA, 2023 nt
Organism: Camelina sativa (false flax)
Lineage: Eukaryota; Viridiplantae; Streptophyta; Magnoliopsida; Brassicales; Brassicaceae
Source: RefSeq, a predicted model, not a curated record